Molecule: messenger RNA, 1068 nt
Organism: Durusdinium trenchii
Lineage: Eukaryota; Dinophyceae; Suessiales; Symbiodiniaceae
Source: the annotation of a GenBank genome assembly
AUGAGGGUCUCCAACCUGUUGAUGUCUUCUGCGGAGAAUGGCGAGCUGGAGAAGGCCUUGGCUGCUGUGAUGAAGGAUGGCCUUGGCUCCUCGUCCAAGGAAAACUAUAUGGAGCAGCUCCGCAAGAAGGCCAAGGACACCCUGAUUUCCUCCAUGGAGGACGGAUCCCUGGAGGCCGCGUUGACGCUGCGCCAAGCUGACGAGAAGGACAUCAUCCGCAUGGAAGCGCAGCAGCUGAUAGUUUCCGCGCUGGAAGACGGCACUUUGGAGAAGAUCUUGUCGACUGUUCUCAAGGAUAGCCCCGGAGCCAAGGGCGAAGAGCUCCAGCGGAAAGUCACCAAGCUGCUUCGGUCGGUUCCCGAAGAAGAGCUCGAAAGGGCGACUGACCAGGUGAUGCAGAAUCUCAGCGCAGCUGACCGCAAGAAGAUCUUGAGUGCGAUUGAGAAGAUUCAGGCCGGAGAUGACAAAGACGAGCUGCGGAUAAAGAUUGCGGAGCUGAUGUUGGCAGCGCCAGAGGAAAACCUCGACCAAGCCUUGGCUGCAGUCAUGAAGGAUGUCAGCCCUGCUGACAAGCAGAAAAUUCUGCAAUCAAUAGAAAAGCUCGAGGCCAAAGACGGCAAGCAUGCGCUGCGCAUUCAGAUCGCAGAAAUGAUCCUAUCAGUUCCAGAGAAAGACUUACACAAGACCUUGACCUCCGUGAUGAAGGACAUAAGUGCCGCCGACCGGAAAAGGAUUCUUGAAGCUGUAGAGAAGGUCGAGGCGAAAGAGGAAAGAGAGGAGUUGCGCUUCACAGUGCUGCGGCUGAUAAGGUCUGCUCCAGAGAAGGAUUUGGAACAGAAUUUGGCCAACAUCAUGAAGGACGUCAGCACGUCUGACAGGAAGAAGAUUUGUGCAGCUAUCGAGAAGAUGGAGGCAGGGAGCAAGAAAGAUGCUUUGCGCAUCAAGGUUGCAGAGCUGAUGAUGGAUGCGGGUGAUGGACGGGCGAUUGCUGCAGUCAUGAAGGACCUGAGUGCUUCUGACCGGGCAAAGAUCCUGGAGGCCAUCGAGCGACUGGAGGUCCGGGCAUAG